AUGGCUGCAGCGAUGGUGUCCAGCAGCGUGUCAGUAGAGAGCAGUUGUCCUCUGGGCCAGUUUCCCUGUGGUAAUGUCACAGUGUGUCUGCACCAGGCUCUGCAGUGUAACGGACAUAGAGACUGUCCCAAUGGAGCCGACGAGGAGAACUGUGGAGACAACAGUGGAUGGGCAGACAUCUUUGAUCGAACCAUCAGGAAGGUUGACCCACAGGUCCUACCGUUACCAGAAGACUGCUUUUUGCAGCAGUACCCAAAGCGUUGUGACUGUAUCAAGACAGAGCUGGAGUGUGUGGAAGUCAACCUACAUGACGUUCCUCAAGUCUCCACCAAUGUCACCUGGCUGUCUCUGAAGAGUAACGAGAUAAAGAGACUGUCUGACAACGUCUUCUCCACAUACACACACCUGCAGAGACUGUUCCUACAGAAUAACAGCAUCCAGACAAUCUCUAGUCAAGCCUUCAGUGGACUCUACAAACUAGAGCGACUGUUUCUCAGUCAGAACUCCAUCUCAUCUCUCAGUCCGGGUGUGUUCAGUGAUCUCCGUAACUUAUGGUGGCUGGUGUUGGAUCACAACCCUCUGAACAGUAUCUCCCAAGACACCUUCACCGGCCUCACCUCCCUCAUGUUCCUAUCCAUGGUGAAUACAUCUCUGGUGCAGCUCCCCCAGCCCAGCCUCUGUCACCACACACCUAACCUCAGCUGGGUGGAUUUUGAGGGGAACCAGGUCUUAACCAUCAACUACUCUACUCUGAUGACCUGCAACCAGCUCACAGUACUGCUCCUAAUGGACAACAAGAUCACAACUCUUCCUGAGAACACUUUUCAGUCUCUAGUGGUUCUAGAAGAACUAGACCUGUCGGACAACCGGAUUACUGAACUCCCCAACAACACCUUUAAGAGCCUAAAGUCUCUCGUCAAACUGAACAUAUCCCAUAAUCCUCUGUUCCACAUCCACCCGGGUCACUUUGAUCACCUGACCCAGCUCCAGUCCCUAGGUCUGGAGGGUAUUGAGAUUCCAGACAUCCAGACGAAGAUGUUUGUACCCAUGGGAAACCUCUCACACAUCUACUUCAAGACAUUCCAGUACUGUUCCUAUGCGCCCCACGUGAGAACGUGUAAGCCCAACACAGACGGUAUCUCUUCCUUCGAGGACCUGUUAGCCAACGUGGUGCUCAGGGUCUCUGUGUGGGUCAUGGCCUUCAUCACAUGCUUCGGGAACAUCUUCGUCAUCGGGAUGAGGUCUCUGAUCAGGGCAGAGAACAACCUGCAUGCUGCCUGCAUCAAAGUCCUCUGCUGUGCAGACUGUCUGAUGGGAGUGUAUCUGUUCUUUGUCGGUGUGUUUGAUGUGAAGUUCCGAGGGGAGUACAAUCGGAACGCUCUCCUGUGGAUGGAGAGUGUGGAAUGUCGAACCAUCGGAUUCCUGGCUAUGCUCUCCUCAGAGGUAUCAGUUCUGCUGCUGACAUAUCUCACUCUGGAGAAGUUUCUGGUCAUAGUGUUUCCCUUCAGCCACCUGAGACCUGGUAAACUACAGACUGUGGUGGUGCUAGUGUCUAUCUGGGUGCUGGGGUUCAUCAUCGCUGUGGUUCCCUUGCUGAACGAGGACCUGUUUGGGAACUACUAUGGUCGUAACGGGGUCUGCUUCCCCCUACACUCUGACAGACAGGAGAAACCCACUGCUAAAGGAUACUCUAUCGGAAUAUUCCUUGGUCUGAACCUGGUAGCGUUCCUGGUGAUCGUGUUCUCCUACUCCUCCAUGUUCUACUCCAUCUAUAAGACUGGUAUCAAUGCUACAGACUUGAGGAGCAGGCUACACCGAGACGUGGCUGUAGCUAACAGGUUCUUCUUCAUCGUCUUCUCUGACGCCCUCUGCUGGAUCCCCAUCUUCCUGGUCAAAAUACUGUCCCUGCUGCAGGUCGAGAUACCAGGUACCAUCUCAUCCUGGGUGGUGAUCUUUAUAUUACCCAUCAACAGCGCCCUGAACCCUAUCCUCUACACCCUGACUACCAGCUUCUUCAGAGAACAGGUGGAGGUACUGCUGUGUCGCUGGCAGAGAAGGUCGGCCAUGAAGAAGAACAGGAAGAGCCUGACCUCCUCACUAUACAUGGAGGCCUCACGGAAUACAUUCUAUCACCCCCCAGUCUACCUACUGAUAUGGACCCUCGCUAUGGGUGAGAGAGGAGAGGAUCCUGACUGUGGGUAGAAAAGGGGCGAGAGGAGAGGAUCCUGACUGUGGGUAGAAAGGGGGAGAGAGGGGAGUAGAGGAAGGGCAGUAUUAAUUUUACCGCCCCCUGAAUCCCACUGACUGAGAUAUGAAUGCAUCUCUCCACCUAGAGAAGGAGAGGAUAUAUUUUACCGCCCCCUGAAUCCCACUGACUGAGAUAUGAAGGCAUCUCUCCACCUAGAGAAGGAGAGGAUAUAUUUUACCGCCCCCUGAAUCCCACUGACUGAGAUAUGAAGGCAUCUCUCCACCUAGAGAAGGAGAGGAGAUAUUUUACCGCCCCCUGAAUCCCACUGACUGAGAUAUGAAGGCAUCUCUCCACCUAGAGGAGAGGAUAUAUUUUACCGCCCCCUGAAUCCCACUGACUUAGAUAUGAAGGCAUCUCUCCACCUAGAGAAGGAGAGGAUAUAUUUUACCGCCCCCUGAAUCCCACUGACUGAGAUAUGAAGGCAUCUCUCCACCUAGAGGAGAGGAUAUAUUUUACCGCCCCCUGAAUCCCACUGACUGAGAUAUGAAGGCAUCUCUCCACCUAGAGAAGGAGAGGAUAUAUUUUACCGCCCCCUGAAUCCCACUGACUGAGAUAUGAAGGCAUCUCUCCACCUAGAGAAGGAGAGGAUAUAUUUUACCGCCCCCUGAAUCCCACUGACUGAGAUAUGAAGGCAUCUCUCCACCUAGAGAAGGAGAGGAUAUAGCUUACCUCCAUCCACCUCUCCACCUCUACCCUGGGAGUAAGAGUAUCUAUUGCUCCUCUCUCGACACCUCCCUGCGUCUCCAGCCAGUGGGCUAGAGUACUACUCCAUAAUGAACCAUUCAUUUAAUACCAUUAAGACCAGGACCCUGGAGAGGGCUGUUUGAGACUAUUACUGCUGCAAAUUCAUUGCUCUUUGGGGACAAUAUUGAUUUGUGCUCAAAGCUCCAAGCUCUUCACUGUACACUAUGGGAGAAACUCCCCUCAUCCACUACAGUACUUACCAUGUAAAGGAAAGGGAAAGGGGGAUACCUAGUCAGUUGUACAACUGAAUGCAUUCAACUGAAAUGUGUCUUCUAGCAGG
Messenger RNA from Coregonus clupeaformis (lake whitefish), 3272 nucleotides. Its product is annotated as relaxin receptor 2-like. The record is from RefSeq and is a predicted model, not a curated record. NCBI's taxonomy places the organism in Eukaryota, Metazoa, Chordata, Actinopteri, Salmoniformes, Salmonidae. Gene Ontology annotation, cellular component: membrane. Gene Ontology annotation, molecular function: G protein-coupled receptor activity; protein binding. Gene Ontology annotation, biological process: G protein-coupled receptor signaling pathway.